AUGAAGUACUACGCUUCUCUGGCUCUCGCAGCCCUUCUCCCCUCCGUCUACGGACACGGAUACCUAACCAUCCCCAAGAGCCGAACCAGGCUCGGCGCCGAGUCCGGCAUCGACACGUGCCCCGAGUGCACCAUUCUCGAGCCCGUCUCCUCCUGGCCCGACCUCAACGUCGCCCCCGUCGGCCGCAGCGGCCCCUGCGGCUACAACGCCCGCGUGAGCUGGUGCGUCGACCACAACGGCGACCACGGCGGCAUGUUCACCUACCGCAUCUGCCAGGACCAGGCCCUCGUCGACAAGUUCACCACGCCCGGUUACCUCCCCACCGAGGCCGAGAAGCAGGCCGCCGACGACUGCUUCGAGCGUGGCACCCUCAGCUGCACCGACGUCUCGGGCCAGAACUGCAACUACAGCCCCGACUGCUCGGCCGGCCAGGCGUGCUGGAGGAACGACUGGUUCACCUGCAACCAGUUCGGCGCCGGCUCUUGCAAGGGCGUCGACAACGCUCCGCUCGGUUCUUGCUUCACUACUAUUGCCGGCGGCUACACCGUGUCCAAGAAGAUCAAGAUCCCCGAGUACGUCUCUAACCACACCCUGCUCUCCUUCAAGUGGAACUCGUUCCAGACCGGUCAAAUCUACCUCUCCUGCGCCGACAUCGCCAUCAGCGACGGCACCGGCGGCACGCCCACCACCGCGAGCACCAAGACUGCCACCGCCACUGCCACCCAGACCAGCGGCGCUUGCACCACCGCCAGCACGGUCGCCGUCACCUUCAACGAGGUCGUCACCACCCAGUACGGCCAGACCAUCAAGCUCGUCGGCUCCAUCGCCCAGCUCGGCAGCUGGAACACCGCCAACGCCCUAGCCCUUGAUGCCUCCAAGUAUACUUCCUCCAACAACCUGUGGACCGUCACCCUCAACCUCCCCGCCGGCACUACCUUUGAGUACAAGUUUAUCAACGUCGCCUCCUCUGGUGCUGUGACCUGGGAGAGCGAUCCCAACAGGUCGUACACCGUUCCCAAGACCUGCUCGACGACCGCUACCGUCGCUAGCAACUGGAAAUAA
This is a messenger RNA of Parascedosporium putredinis, 1062 nucleotides long. The record is from the annotation of a GenBank genome assembly. NCBI's taxonomy places the organism in Eukaryota, Fungi, Ascomycota, Sordariomycetes, Microascales, Microascaceae.